CCUCAGUCCAUCCUCUCUUUCCUUGAUAGUUUGAGCAGCGGUAUCCGUCUUUAGCGUCGAAUUCCCUUGCCCCGUAUGUAAACGACCGUAUGACGGAAUUUAUUCACCGGAUUUAUCAAUCGGAUUCCUCUCUGCAACCUGCAUAUAGAGACCGGGACUGCCUGGCUGCCACCUUCACUGCGGUGCGGGCCAGGAUUUUGUUGACUGUUUGACAUCGCGUCCAAAUCCCGACCGCUAACCGCGCGCACCAACCGUUGAUCCUCCCGAAAACCCAACACGCCCGAUGCGGCCAUGCCGCGCUACCUCUACUUCCGCCCCGCCGCAGGCCAUGCCCGCCCCCACCGCCACCCCCUCCUCGCCCACCUCGACGCCUGCGCCUCGCGGGCCCACCUCGCGGAGCUCCACGGCCGCCUCAUCCGCGCCCACCUCGCCCCGGACCCCGCCGUGGCCGGCCGGCUCGUCGCCCUCCUCGCGUCCCCGGCCCCGGGCCACGACAUGCGCUGCGCGCGCAGGGUGUUCGACGGGAUGUCCCGGCCGAACGCGCCCGCGUGGAACUCCAUGAUCAGAGGGUACACCAGCCGCGGCGCGCCUGGGGACGCGCUGGCGACGUUAAGGAACAUGGUUCGGAGGGGCGUCGUGCCUGACAGCUACACCAUGGCCGCGGCCGUGACCGCGAGUGCUGCUGGUGAUGGCUGGAAGUGGGAGUGGCGGGCGACCGGGGACGCGGUCCAUGCGAUGGUCCGGAAGAUUGGGUGCGCGGCGGACCUGUACGUCAUGUCAGGCCUGGUUAAUCUAUACGGCACUUUUAGAAGUGCUGAGGAUGCAAGGAAGGUUUUUGAGGAAAUGCGGGAGAGGGAUGUGGUGUCUUGGACGUCCAUGAUCUCAGCUUUUGCACAGCGUGGCAUGUGGGAUGAUGCGUUGAGGUUUCUAUCUCAGAUGCAGGCAGACGGGAUUUUUCCUAACAAAGUCACAAUUAUAAGCUUGUUGUCUGCUUGUGGGCAUGGGCAGGCUGUUGACAGAGGCCAGUGGGUGUAUGAUCAGCUUAGUGAAUAUGGAAUUGAGGCUGAUGUGGAUAUAGGAAAUGCACUCAUAAGCAUGUAUAUGAAAUGCGGGUGCAUGUCUGAUGCUUUGGAAGCAUUUAAGGUCAUGCCUUCAAGAAAUACUAAAUCAUGGAACACCCUGAUCGAUGGGUUUGUGCAAAAUCAGAAGCAUAAGGAAGCACUGACAAUGUUUGAGGAGAUGUUAUCGAAUGACUUUAAUCCUGAUGCUGUAACACUUGUUAGUGUUUUAUCAGCCUGCACUCAGCUUGGUGAUCUUCAGCAAGGGAGGAAUCUCCACAGUUACAUAAAAAGUCGUAGGAUUAGUUGUGACACCAUCCUUACGAAUUCUUUGAUUAACAUGUAUGCCAAAUGUGGCGAUAUGGUAGCAGCAGAAGUGGUUUUCCAGGCUAUGAAACAGAGGGAUGUUGUUUCAUGGACAACUAUGGUUUGCGGUUAUGUGCAGGGACGGCAAUUUACAGCGGCAUUCAUCUUUUUUGAAGAGAUGAAGGCUGCAGGAAUUGUAGCAAGUGAAAUGGCACUGGUUAGUCUACUUUCUGCUUGUUCACAGCUUGGGGCACUUGAUAAAGGAAGGGAGAUACACGCUUAUAUAGAAGAAAAGAACAUCAAAAGAGAUGUAUUCCUAGAAAGUGCCCUGGUGGAUAUGUAUGCAAAAUGCGGCUGCAUCAACAUGGCUGCUGAAAUAUUUAGCAAAAUGCAGUAUAAGCAAACCCUCACAUGGAAUUCUAUGAUCGGAGGCCUUGCAAGCAAUGGACAUGGGAAAGAAGCAGUCCAGCUCUUUGACCAAAGGCUAAAGUUUGGAGAUCCCAAACCUGAUGGUAUUACUUUCAAGACAGUCCUUGGUGCCUGUGCUCAUGUGGGAAUGGUUAGUGAGGGACUCCGUUACUUCCAUUCCAUGUCGACCUCUGGUAUUGCCCCUGAUAUUGAGCACUAUGGUUGCAUAGUUGACCUCCUAAGCAGAGCUGGGCUACUAGAAGAAGCAUUUGAGUUCAUCAUGAAGAUGCCAAUGGAGCCUAAUCCUGUAAUUUGGGGAUCACUUCUUUCAGCUUGUAGAUUUCAUCAGAAAAUAGAUUUAGUGAGGAGAGUCGGGCAACACAUAAUUAAGUUAGCUCCUAAUGAUGUGGGAACACAUGUGCUGAUUGCAAACUUACAUGCUGAAGGUGGUCAGUGGGAUGAUGUGCAGCAAAUAAGAGAGCAGAUGGGAAAGAGGGGCAUAGAGAAGUCACCUGGUCAUAGCUCCAUCCAAGUCUAAAUCUUCUUGAUGUAGUUUAACGUGAUACGUGAUCUGCCUAUAGUACACGAGGCUGACAGGAGCAAUGCCAACGAGUACAGUUUCUGUUUUUACAAGAAAUUAGGCAUCACAUGUCAAUUUCCAUUAACCUGUGUACAUGUGAUUAAUUAUUGUAUUAUUUUUGGGGUAUAAACAGUCAACACUACCUUAACCAUUUUGUGUGACGCCUCUUUUAAUAGCUAAAUACUCACACUUGGCAGUGGUGCAAGCUCAGCUAAAUUUGUCUAUGGUAGCAUUGGAUAAUGUUCAUGCACACAAUUGAAGCUGUGACAAGAACAGAAGACAUGUAAAAUAUACUCAUUUCAUAUUUCCAUAUGAAAUUUAGAACUUACCUGCUGUUCAGUUCAUAGAUUAAUCAACAUAGUUUUUUUAAUGAACUAUCUUCUCUAUGUUUGAGUUAUGCUCAUAUUAUUGAAGAAUCAUGCUUUGUAGCUAAUUCUUUGUACAUUGAUUUGCUAAGACUGUCCGAUUAUCUUGUUCCAAAUAAAUAACAAUUUGCAUUUUUCAACUAUUGCACUGUUCAUGCCGUCAACAUUCCUACAUUCUCCGAUCUUACAAGUCCAAGAGGCAAAACUGCAACCAGCCCUUUGCUGCACAUUGAAGUAAGAUAUUUACACUUUUUUUAUAUCAAUUUCCAGUUUGUUGAUAUUGCCUAAGGAACGCAAGUCAGUAUCCAGAUUAUCCAUUUGGGGAUUGAAUUCUCAGUUUUCAUAUGGCUGGAAAAGACAGUUCUUCUCUUUUAGAGGGAGAAUGAAGACAGGUAACUCUCAGAAGGCUGACAUUAAAGGCCAAGCUCCAUCAAAAGGCCAGACUGCUCAUCUACCGUGGUGGAUCACAGAUUCCACUAUUCCAGGCAAACCGAUCCUAGAAAAGAGUCCCAAUUUCAAAUCCACACGGGACACGUCUCAAAUCAGCUGGAGUUACCACAUGCCUUGGAUAAUGCACAGGAAGAAAACUACUUCCAACACCUAAGGCUUGCAUACUGAAUUAUAGUUGAAGAACAGGCUGCCCAGAACAAGUUCAAUAAUUAGGAUGCAGCCAUUAGAGACAAAGCUACAAUUAGCCCUUUGUGUACUUACACACGUGGUGUUCUUCUGCCCUCCAAGCUUCCCCUGCCGUACUCACUUUUCAGCAUUCUUUACUGUCAUACAACAGGACUCGUAGUAAAGGCUGCUGGAAAGUGAGUAAUUGUUUCAGUUUUUCCAGGAACUUGGGAAUGCUCAAACAUCAGUACAUGCCAGAAGACAAAUCUAGCAUUUGAAAAUUCUCUGGAAAUUUGUGAUCAGAAGUCUUAUCUGUUUUAGAUGAUGAAAUGGUCCUAGCUGAAAGACAACCAUGUACUUCAUGGUGGCCAUUCAUCUGCCAACUGCCAUGGUGGAUCUGAGGUGAAGCAGGCCCGGAAAAGUGUCGCAAGUAAACAGGUGGUGCUACUGAAUAAUGCCUGCACUGCAUGCUGCUACCGAAUCUCAGUCCAUGAGGAACACAGCGUUAGCUGCACAAUCAGCCGAUGCUACUUCUGUUCUUCACCCCAUGUAGCAGUCUGCCUCAACCCAUUGGUGUUGUGGAUAGUCACAGUAAGUUAUAUGUAUCCUUUACUUGUGAUGUGAAGAAGUUGCUCAACGAGGUUAGGAGCAAGGUACGAUCGCUAGCAAACGAGUUCUUGGCUUCUAGUUCUACUGUUCUACAUGACUAUGCUGUUAGUACCCUGAUUGCUGUUAUGAUGCCGCACAGCUCAAUUCGUUGAAUGCUCAUGUCACUAUGUCAGAGGCCCAGGCGCGUGCCUGUUGCGUCAAUUUUAUCGAGAA
Setaria italica (foxtail millet) is the source of this 4154-nucleotide messenger RNA. RefSeq names its product pentatricopeptide repeat-containing protein At3g22690-like. Lineage: Eukaryota; Viridiplantae; Streptophyta; Magnoliopsida; Poales; Poaceae. Gene Ontology annotation, biological process: RNA modification. Gene Ontology annotation, molecular function: RNA binding; protein binding. The coding region runs from base 292 to 2310 and encodes 672 amino acids. The record is from RefSeq and is a predicted model, not a curated record. The transcript is spliced from 5 exons.